Messenger RNA from Fusarium odoratissimum NRRL 54006, 669 nucleotides. RefSeq lists its product as uncharacterized. The record is from RefSeq and is a predicted model, not a curated record. Bases 1 to 669 code for a protein of 222 amino acids. NCBI's taxonomy places the organism in Eukaryota, Fungi, Ascomycota, Sordariomycetes, Hypocreales, Nectriaceae. The transcript is spliced from 3 exons.
AUGGAGCCAAGAACUGGUCAAGCCUACUCGUUGGAAGUCACUGCCUUGCCUGAGCUUGAAUUUCCUCUUGGCCACGGUAUCCUUGUCAGAAUGGUCUUUGUGGAUGGAGCCGAGUUGGACACUGGGAUGAUCGACAAGGGGAACGUAUAUGAGACAAGCUGGUCAGACUACAUAGCGCGCCGUCGAGUCACUAUACCGGAUGGCACCACCAAGGUUGAGUCGUUGGUGUUCGCCGACUUGUCGCAAGAGAAGUUUGAAUCGGAUAUGGAGAAAAUGGGAGACAUGGGCAUCAUCAAGGACGUUUUAGGUUUUGCUACCAAAUUCGAAGACACGAGCCCUACGCUCUGCGAUGCACCCGUUGAGGAGGCGGGCCUGUUGGAGAUUUGUCAAAAGGGAAUGAUCUUUCAAGGCCAGAACUUGACGCAUGGCACUAAGUUCAAGACGGUCACCACUCACCAGGACGCUGUCAAAGUUGACGAUAUUUACACCGAUGGUAUGGAUAACAUUAGUGUUUUCUACUUCCACUACCACUCUAACAGUAGUUCAAGUCAUUUAUUUAAUGCUUGCGAUGGUCUUACCGCUGAAUUGUCUCGUUCAGUUGAAGCCGAGACGCGUUUGUCUUAUCCUGCCGUUAAGGACGAACAGAUCAAUCUGACCGAUGAAGAUUGA